GCGAAACAAGAGAAGAAGAAGAAGAAAAUAAACUUUUACCGGAACAGCGCGCACGUUGGAUUGAGAGAUGCAGAGUGCUGGAGGCAGCGCGGAUCAGGCUCAUCCUCUGUUUGGAGGAGGACUGUCAGCUGUCAUCCCGCACAGCUGUACAGAUGUCAGUGAGCUGAGGGAGAUCCCGGAUAACCAGGAGGUAUUCGCCCAUGCACACACCGACCAGAGCCUGAUCGUGGAGCUGGUGGAGUACCAGGAUCAGGUAGCAAACCAGGAUGCUGCCAGGUAUCACUUUGAAGACAUCGCAGGCAGUAACAAAGCUUUAGAGCCUGGUGCCUUUGAGGUGACCAGUGUUGUACCCCUGCCAAAGUCUGAGCUGUCCCUGUCAGAGUGCAGCUCUGCCUGGAUGCUCACCGGCACACAGUGUGUAUCCAAGUUCAACGAGGAGGCCAGGAAUACAGUGACCCUUCACCUCGGUCUGUUCCGUCUGCCUCAGUUCUCCACAGAUGUCCUGAUAACGUUCAAUGACCCGCAGAGCAUCAACCCUGACAGCAGCAGUGCAGCUGCAGUGGGGACGCACAGAGAGCCGUGGACCCUGCAGGACUUCCAGCGCUUGUUGCAGUCUCUGACUCUGCACAACCCAGGACUGUUUGGGUAGAACAAGUGCUGCUUUCUCAAUGUGGGACUUCAUCUGCUUAGGCUUUAUCUAUAACACAGACACAGUAAAACAAACUAGAUCCACCAGAAAUGUUUUGGGAGCACAAAUGCUUUAGAUGGACCUCCUCUGAGCGGUGGACAAAUAGAAACACAUGUUCUGAUCUGCUUUUUCAUGUUGACAUUGUUCUGGCUACUAAAAAUGAACUGAGAGCCAAAUGUUAAUGGAUUCUUUGUCAUAAUAAAUGUUUUGGAUGAAAAA
This is a messenger RNA of Scomber japonicus (chub mackerel), 907 nucleotides long. It is a transcript of the gene rangrf, whose product is annotated as RAN guanine nucleotide release factor. Gene Ontology annotation, molecular function: transmembrane transporter binding; guanyl-nucleotide exchange factor activity; small GTPase binding. Bases 68 to 649 code for a protein of 193 amino acids. Lineage: Eukaryota; Metazoa; Chordata; Actinopteri; Scombriformes; Scombridae. The transcript is spliced from 2 exons. The record is from RefSeq and is a predicted model, not a curated record. Gene Ontology annotation, biological process: heart contraction; regulation of membrane depolarization; protein import into nucleus. Gene Ontology annotation, cellular component: nucleus.